CCUCCGAUAGCUAAAAGGAGUAGAAAAAGAAUGUACGUCUGAGAGUUAUUCAAGGAUUUAGGAAACAAAGGACCACUAUUGAAACAGGAUAUCUGAGCUUUCAGGAUCAAGCAUUAGGAGUAGAGAAAAGGUAUGCUAAUAGGUAGAUAAGACUGGAUAAAUAUCAGAAGGGGAUAGAAGGGAUUUGGAAAUAAUUAUGAGUUUUAGAAGGAAAAAUAAACAUAGUUUGGUCUCAUAUGAUAAAAGCAAUUCAUUAGCAGCAAUAUAAACUCAGUAGCUGUUUCUAAAACACCAGUUGCUAAACAAAAGCAAAAUUCUUCAGAGGCAUCAUUAGGUUUGAUCAAAAUACCAAAAUCAAAGGGUCCGAAAAUAAUAAAAAUCUCUAAAUAAACCUGCUCUUUCAUUCUCUUCCUUCUUUCACGCUCACAAAUCAGAGAAGGAUAGCUCUAUAAUCACCCAAACAAAUAAGACACAGAGUUUCGAGCAGAAACAGGAUGACUCUAAACUAGAAGCUCCUCAAGCUCCAGAUAGCAUCCAAAAGAACUACCAAAAAAUAAUCGGCCAUAUUAGAAGAGGUAAAUCCACCGUUGCAGAGACCACAACCAUAGAUAGCGAGCAGAGACCGGCUAGAAGCCUAAAAUUCCUGAAGAAGAAAACUGCCAAGCCAUUUAAGGCUAUCAGCGGGGAUAUAGCAAUGUUGAGACAAAAUUGGUUCGAUGUUGAGUGUCAUUCGUGUUUAUAAACAGAAAAGUCAGGCAACCAUUCAGAAUGGCAUGAAAGCAUAACAUCUGUGAAGACUGUGUAAUACAAUUGGAUACAAUUAGAGGGCUCCAAGAGGUAGAACUUGGAGAAAAUGAAUAUAAGUGAGCUGAAUGUGGUGUGAAGACUAAAUCUAAAUAAACUUGAACCUAUUGUUAUCAAGAAGAAAGCUGAUGACUUGUUGAAAGUUAGUGUUAAUACGCAGCAGAAUAAUGAAGAAGAGAAUAUUAGGGAUUCGGUGACUAAUCCAGAGAUACUUUCGCAAAGAGGUGUAUCUGAUAUGAAAAGUCCUGAUUUUAUUCCUAACAGUCAAAGAAUUCAGGGAUCUCUUCUCAAAAAAGAUACUCUAAUUGAUAUUAAAGGUACAGAUAACCCUACGAAGACUAAUUCAUCUGAAAUUCUCAAGACAGAAGAGGAAGACUGUAAGGCUCAUAAAGAAAAGUUAAAGCUAUUUUGAUUUAACUGAGGAAAGCCUUUGUGAGUAAUGUGAACUCAUUAUGAGACAUCUCACGAGGGACAUACUAUCAAACCAAUCCCUAUUGCAAUUAAGCUUGGUGUGAACGAGCGGAAGAAAUUAGUUGAAGAAGGAAAGCAAGUGUGAGAGAUCCUACAGAACUCUAUUAGCCAAUUCCAACAGCUCCAAGAAUCAAUGACAAGGCAAAAGUUACUGUAUAUUAAGAAACUUGAUGUUGAAUUUGCAUUGAUUCAGAAAAUAAUUGAGCUGCGAAAGCAAGCAAUGAAAGAGAAAAUUGAAGAGUCCUUUGAUUUCGUGUACAAGGAAAACAAACGUAAGAUUGAUGGGUUCACAUCAGCAAGAGAAAGAAUCAAACAUUUAUCAAACUUUAAAGGGUUCAAAGACAGAGAUGUCCUUCGAAUCUCUCAGAGGUUAGAUUCUCUUUACAAUUUCUUAUCCUCAGUUGAUCUAAGCUAUACUGAUGAUGAAGAUCUUACAGAGAGUAUGUUUACAGAAAACCCUCAUAAUAUAAUCUCUGAAGUAUUGGCUAAAUUUGACUUUGCUCCAGUGAAAGCUAUGGACAUUGACAGAUGUAGAAGAUGUUUCGAGAACUCCAAGAUUUUAAAUGAUGAUCUGUUCAACCCUCAGUUUGUCUCAAUUCUUCCCAAAAUUGAUUCUGCAAAACUAUGCUAUAGAUAUUCUAAGAACGGGAGCGGUACAGAGCAGUUCCAUUUCAACUGAAGUAACAAAGGGCCGACGAUACUCCUUGUGAAAGCGAACGAUAACUACAUUUUUGGAGGAUACAACCCUCUGUCUUGGAUCAAAGAGAAUGUGUACCUGAAUACAACAGGUUCAUUUUUGUUCUCUCUGACUGAUGGGAAAGGACGAGGAGUGAUCAAAUUCCCUGUGAAAAGAAACCGAUCAUCUUGUGCUAUUAAGUGCAGUGAAUUACUUUGGAGCCCAGGCUUUGGUGAAGAAGGAUUUUGAGAUUUAUUCAUAAACUUCAAAAAGAUCAAAAGUUCAUACAGCAAACUUGGGAAUGUGUAUGAAUGUCCGAAUACUUAUGAAGACCCUGACACUCUUCUAGCAGGGAGGAAGAGUAACUGGUUUAUUCAGGAAAUUGAAAUUUACAGUCUCAACCUUGUAGAAGACACCUUUGAAACAUAGUAUCUUUUCAAUCCUCAAA
Moneuplotes crassus is the source of this 2399-nucleotide messenger RNA. The record is from the annotation of a GenBank genome assembly. Lineage: Eukaryota; Ciliophora; Spirotrichea; Euplotida; Euplotidae.